This is a messenger RNA of Nomascus leucogenys (northern white-cheeked gibbon), 816 nucleotides long. It is a transcript of the gene NPVF, whose product is annotated as neuropeptide VF precursor. The record is from RefSeq and is a predicted model, not a curated record. Gene Ontology annotation, molecular function: signaling receptor binding. Gene Ontology annotation, biological process: neuropeptide signaling pathway; negative regulation of gonadotropin secretion. Lineage: Eukaryota; Metazoa; Chordata; Mammalia; Primates; Hylobatidae.
AUUGGACUGCACAUAGAGACUUAAUUUUAGAUUUAGACAAAAUGGAAAUUAUUUCAUCAAAACUAUUCGUUUUAUUGACUUUAGCCACUUCAAGCUUGUUAACAUCAAACAUUUUUUGUGCAGAUGAAUUAAUGAUGUCCAAUCUUCACAGCAAAGAAAAUUAUGACAAAUAUUCUGAGCCUAGAGGAUACCCAAAAGGGAAAAGAAGCCUCAAUUUUGAGGAAUUAAAAGAUUGGGGACCAAAAAAUGUCAUUAAGAUGAGUACACCUGCAGUCAACAAAAUGCCACACUCAGUCGCCAACUUGCCAUUGAGAUUUGGGAGGAACGUUCAAAGAGAAAGAAGUGCUGGAGCAACAGCCAACCUGCCUCUGAGAUCUGGAAGAAUUAUGGAGGUGAGCCUCGUGAGACGUGUUCCUAACCUGCCCCAAAGGUUUGGGAGAACGACAACAGCCAAAAGUGUCUGCAGGACGCUGAGUGAUUUGUGUCAAGGAUCCAUGCAUUCACCAUGUGCCAAUGACUUAUUUUACUCCAUGACCUGCCAGCACCAAGAAAUCCAGAAUCCCGAUCAAAAACAGUCAAGGAGACUGGUAUUCAAGAAGAUAGAUGAUGCAGAAUUGAAACAAGAAAAAUAAGAAACCUGGAGCCUGUCCCUAAAGCUGUGGCCUGUAAUCUACAAAUGGCUCUAUAGUGAAGACCACAAGGAAGAGUAGCUACAUACACUUCAUCAACUAUAGGUCAACAACGGCAAUUUUUUCCUUGUCAGUACAGCUAUAAUAGUAUCUUGAAAGUUGUAAAAAAUUUAAAGCAUAUUUGUUA